Messenger RNA from Fusarium subglutinans, 2118 nucleotides. Its product is annotated as CMGC CLK kinase. Bases 1 to 2118 code for a protein of 705 amino acids. Gene Ontology annotation, molecular function: ATP binding; protein kinase activity. The record is from RefSeq and is a predicted model, not a curated record. Lineage: Eukaryota; Fungi; Ascomycota; Sordariomycetes; Hypocreales; Nectriaceae. Gene Ontology annotation, biological process: protein phosphorylation. The transcript is spliced from 6 exons. Gene Ontology annotation, cellular component: nucleus.
AUGUCAACACCAACUACAGCGACGGCUACGCUUCCACACUACAAUCCUCACCAUUACCAGCCCUCCUAUGCCCAUUCGCACACGCAUCAUCAGACCUAUCAGCCGAACCCCAGCGCCAAUUUUCGUUCUACUGUAUCGAAUCAGAAUAUCCUACCACCUCCCGUCUCUUCGGCUGUGUCGCCGCCUUCCCACAGUGCCAUUCUGCCGCCGCCCUACCAGCUGUCGCCUUUGGGAUACUCUUCAUCGGGUUCGAAUGGAAUAAGUUUGACCAACUCCAAUUCUCGCUCUGCACACCACGCUCAGGAACCCAGCCCGCGACACGACGCGGCAUACUCUACAGGAAGCAUGACGGAGCGUGCCCCUGCCACUCGCGCUGAGCAACCCUCGAGAAAGCGUAGACGCUCCAGAGAGCCCGACUGGGGCACCUUCUACAAGAAUGGCCUGCCAAAGGAAAUCAUUGUCAUUGACGACACACCCGAACCUGAAGCAAACACGAGCCGGAAAAUUACAAAUGGCACUGCUGCUGCGCCCAGCGAUAACACGAGCAGUCAGGUGGCUAAGAAGAGGAGACGAGAAGACGAGUCUGCCACUGUCCAGGCCUCGGGUUAUCACAUCAAAUACCUCGAAUCACAACACAACACCCCUUUGCAGGUGUCAACACCAGCGGACUCGUCCAAUUCUAGCAGUGACCGCACCAAUUCGGCACUUAACACCACCGCCCCGACAUCACUUUCGUCCAACGGCCAGUAUGAGGAGGCACUGGCUCCUCUUAAGCGGAAACGCACCCGUCAACAGGUGGCUAACGAAGCCAAACGUCGCGAUGUGGAUGGCCUCGGGGACUUCUUCACUUACAAACCUCCACCUUUCCCUCCAAAGAAGGCGUCUGAGGUCAACGUACAAGUUAUCCAUGACCGACACUACAACAAAAACGUCAAGGUUGAUGAUGACGAUGGCCAUUACAUUGUCGUUCCUGAUGCUGAACUCACAGAAAAGUACCAGAUUGUCCGCCUACUGGGCCAGGGAACCUUCGGCAAGGUCGUUGAAGCCCACGAUCGGAAACGUAACAAGGCCGUGGCGGUCAAAAUCAUUCGAUCAGUUCAGAAAUACAGAGAUGCCUCACGGAUAGAACUGCGCGUUCUCGAAACCCUCAAACGAAAUGAUGCAGAGAACCGUAACCGAUGCAUCCAUCUACGAGACUGUUUCGAUUAUCGUGGCCACAUUUGUAUCGUCAUGGACUUGCUCGAUCAGAGUGUUUUCGAUUUUCUCAAGGGCAAUGGAUUCGUUCCUUUCCCCAACAGCCAGAUUCAGAGUUUUGCCCGACAACUCUUCACCAGUGUUGCCUUUCUGCACGACCUCAACUUGAUCCAUACCGACCUUAAGCCCGAGAACAUCUUGCUCUGUAAUCACGCCUAUCAGACUUUUACAUAUAACCGCAAGAUCCCUUCCUCCUCUUCAACUAUCAACCGCCAAGCUACACAGAGACGUGUUCUACUGGAUACAGAAAUUCGGCUCAUCGACUUUGGUUCUGCUACAUUCCAAGACGAAUACCACUCGUCGGUGGUUUCAACACGCCAUUACCGUGCCCCAGAAAUCAUCCUUGGACUUGGAUGGUCAUUCCCUUGUGACAUUUGGAGCAUAGGAUGCAUCCUUGUCGAGUUCUUUACGGGUGACGCUCUCUUCCAGACUCACGAUAACUUGGAACACCUGGCUAUGAUGGAAGCCGUCGUCGGAUCAAGAAUCGAUAGCCAUCUUGUCCAGGCUGUCAACAAGAUGUCUACAAGAAGUGGUGGUAAUGCCGCCUCGAAAUAUUUCAAGAGACUCAAGCUUGAUUAUCCUACGCCAGAUACAACCCGCGGCUCCCGUCGCUUUGUCAAGGCGAUGAAGCACCUCGAUCAAAUUAUUCCCGGAAACAACACUUUCCUCAAGAACUUUGUCGAUCUGCUAAAGAAGAUAUUCGUCUAUGACCCUGCCCAUCGUAUUACUGCAAAGCAAGCCUUGCAGCAUCCUUGGCUUAAGGAGAUGGCCCAACCUGACGACGGCACCGAGGCGGCUAAGAUCCGCAUGGAGCGGAUACGCAUCGAACAACAGGCUCAGAGACAUGGAUAUGUCCGAAGUUGA